Messenger RNA from Pelecanus crispus (Dalmatian pelican), 655 nucleotides. The record is from RefSeq and is a predicted model, not a curated record. Lineage: Eukaryota; Metazoa; Chordata; Aves; Pelecaniformes; Pelecanidae.
AUGAGGGCUAUUACCAAGGUGGAAAGUUUCAGUUCGAAACUGAAGUUCCUGAUGCCUACAAUAUGGUGCCUCCAAAGGUAAAAUGCUUGACAAGAAUCUGGCAUCCGAACAUUACAGAAACGGGAGAAAUCUGCCUAAGUUUAUUGAGAGAACAUUCAAUUGAUGGCACUGGCUGGGCUCCAACUAGAACAUUAAAGGAUGUCGUCUGGGGGUUAAACUCUUUAUUUACUGAUCUUUUGAAUUUUGACGAUCCUUUGAAUAUUGAGGCUGCAGAGCAUCAUCUGCGUGACAAGGAGGACUUUCGGAAUAAAGUUGAAGAUUACAUUAAGCGCUAUGCGAGAUGAUGAAGGGAGAUGGAUGGCAGGACCAUGGCUUCCACACUAGAGUUGUCCUUAACUUCAACAACAACAACAACAACAAAACCAGCCCGGAUUGUACUAGUCCUGUGUCCAUGUUGUACCGAAGAAGAAAACUAACUUCAUAACUUGUCCAUGUUAAAAGGAGAGUUCAGCAUAAAUACAGCAAGAAAUUGUGUAUGUUGGUUGAAAAAGUUGUUUGCUUACUUUUAAAAAUGUUUACUCUUCUGAACUGUACUGUAUAUCCUGUUGAUGAGAUAUGCUUGAGAAGUUAAAAGAAAUCACUAUUGAAAUUGUAA